CUUUUUGCAUUUUGGCGUAUCCUCAUUACCCACAUGCAGCAUUUGCAGUAACAAUGUCUGCUAGAUCUAAAAAGCAAAAACCAGCGGAAACUGAGAGGCAAGACGGCAGUCCACAGUCGGUCUCAAGUGUCUCCAAGACAGUGACCGUUGAGCGCAGUCGCGUCUCCUCAUCCGGCACUCCGCGCCAAAGUUUCUCCCGUGGUGAACGCUCUCACAGCCCUUUAAACAUCAGUCGCAGUGAGGAGAAAGAUGAAUUGGCUCAUCUCAACGAUCGUCUCGCUGGGUACAUCGAUUAUGUACGUAAAUUGGAAUUGGACAAAGAACGCCUCACACGUCGUAUUCACUCGGUCACAGAAGAGCGUAUGAGCAAAGUUGAAGAGGCCCGAAAGACCUAUGAAGAUGAGAUCCAUGCUUUGCGAAAUCUGGUGGAUGAUCUGGCUAAACAAAAGACAAAAACUGAGUUGGACGCUAAACAGGCCAAGGAUGAUGCGAAUGAUGCUAAAUCAAAGCUCAGCAAACGAGAUCAAGAAAUCCGGACGCUUCAUCGACGUAUUGAAGGUUUGGAGAAGGAUUUAGCUAAUUACAAGCAAGAUCACGAUCGUUACCAGCCCCUCUUGAAUGAUUUUCAUGCUCUAGAAAAGCGCUUUGAACAAGCGCAACGGGAUUUGGAAGCUGAAACGCUUCUGCGCACGGAUUUGGAAAACAAGGUAUUGGGUCUUAAGGAGCAACUUGAUUUCCGAUCGCGACUGUUUGAGGAGGAGCGCGAGAAGCUUGUGCAGCGAACAAUGUAUAUUGAGGAAGAAGUGGAAGGUCGCAAGAAAGCUGAAUACGAAAGCAGGCUUGCCGAAGAACUGCAGUCUAUUCGCGAUCAAACAGCCACGGAGUUGGAGGAGUACAAAUAUCAGAUGGAAGAGACUUUUGAGAACCGCUUGGGCAAAUUAAAGUCCGCAGCGGAUCACAACGCCGAUGACAUUGUGCGCCAACGUUCCGAACUGAUCACCACUCGCAAACGAGCCGACGAUCUCGCGCACGAGUUGGCUCAAAAGGUUUCUGAAAUAACUCUGCUGCAAAAUCGUGUAGACGAGUUACAAAGGCAGUUGGAUAAAGAACGCCAGGAUCACGAAGAGCAACUGUAUUUUCAGAGGCAAGAGGUCCGUCGCUUGAAAGAUGAGCUGGAGGAGAGUUUCCGCGAGUUUACUGAGUUGAUGAAUACGAAAAUCGCCUUGGAUCAGGAGAUUUUGAUGUACCGCAAACUUUUGGAGGGUGAAGAGUCACGACUCAAUAUCCAAACACAAUCGCGCGAUUCUCCGUUCAAUAUCCAGCCAACAAAACGCCGACGCCUGGAAGAUGGUACUGAAAAUGAUGAGGGUGGUCUGACAGGGUCCGGCUUCAUCUCCUCUAAAGCGCGCUACGCGUAUCGCGUUUCCUCCACGUCUUCGGGGCCGGUGGAAUUCUUCAAGGAGCAAGACACUCAAGGGAAGUGGGUGAAACUCAACAAUACAUCCACGGAUGAGGUGUCCUUGGGCGGGUGGGAACUCGUCCAUGAGGCAGGCGGACAAGAAACUCGCUUUAAGUUCCACCGGGCUCUCACAAUAAAGCCUGGAACUACAUGCACGGUACGUUCGUCGUGUUUCUUUCUCUGCUUUUCCUCCAACUGUAAAUUGUUACUGUGCGAUAUAUUGCCCGACUUGUUUUCUUCUCCUUCAGUCUCUGGUCUAGUGUUGAGCUUUCGUUACAAUCUUAUAAUUGUCUUUUGUUGCACAACUCUAAUUCACUCCUCAGUGCGCUUCCAAUACCCCGUGCUUUGCUGAUUUUGAGUAGUUCUAGAUCUGAGUCAGUUUGUUGGACACAUCAUCGACUUUUCCGGACACCUUAUCACCACCGACGCCGCCUCUUAUUCCCCGUUCUUUGUUCGCUUUCGCUUUGCCACUCAACCAUCCAUUCUUCGUUCAGCACAGCAGUUUCUAACCUUUGGAUAUUUUUCGGACCAGUUCGCUCUCACUAGAAGUGAUGAUACUGUAGACCACCUUUCUUCUUUGUCUGCUCAGUUCAUGGUCCUUGCUUUCUGGAUUUUGGGCACAGUGAUGGGAUAUUAGAGCACGUUUGCUCUCUAGCGAAUAGAUCCAAUUUAUUAUGGUGACAAUGACUGUGUCUUUCCACUUUGGCUCAUCUGCGCACGUUAGUGAUAACCCUGGGCGUUAUACCAACCAUGUUGUGUAUCGCACUUCUCGGUGUGAAAUCUACGCGACCUUUCUUGUGCAUGUAACUCAAAACUGUAGGAAGCAUGGCCCGACGCUAUCAUCUGUGUCGUUGUCCGUGAGACUGAGGUUGCUCACGAAGUAAAGCAUCGCAUGUCCGCCGACAGUACCUCGUCUUCACACGCUGUUCAACUAAUCGCAUCAUUGUUACUGCGUUCAUGCCACCAUGAAUAACUCCCAUUCUUCUCUAUCUCUGAUUAAUGCCACUUCCCCGAAUCGUGAUUUUACAACAAUAAAACGCUUCGGGAUAUUCGUCAUUUUCCGACUCGGGUUUGUGGAAGAGAAUUACGCCGCACCACUUGGCGCAAGCAUCUUUUUGUUAUCAUGCCUCUGGAACGAAUUUCCUCCAUCUGGUUAAACAUGCGGAGUAAGUUCAGCAGGUGGCUCGAUAUCACGCACGACUUUCUCUCGGCGAAUAUAACUGUGGACUAUAAGGAACCGGGUUGUUUGACCCUCCGCAUUUUACUCACUACCUAGGUUUGAGCUGGUGUCAUUUUAUCGAUUAUUGUAUCCCUGAAUGCGUAUUAUUUAAUUACUGGCCUGGAUCCCUCACGGGUGCAGUAGCUCGUUAAACCGAGAAAUAAACCCUUUUUAUAUAUCUUAUUCUAUCGACGUUCUACCACGCCUGUUUUGCCUAUUCCAUUAGUGAUUCGGGGUCUUUAGGCUGUCUUGCAGAGAAUCCAUUAGAAUGACUAUCCUGAAACAUAAGCACCGUAUCAACCGCCGUGAUUUUUGUCAAUGGUUCUUGUUCUUAUUUCCCCUACCCCUUAGAUUUGGAGCGGAGAUAGCGAUGUCACACACAAUCCUCCGUCCGAUGUGGUCAUGAAAAACAAAUCAUUCCACGCGGGUCCCGAGGCCACAAUGUCUUUACUGGAUGCUGAUGGAACGGAGCAGGCUAAGUGCACAGUGAAGCGGGAACGCGUUCGACCCAGCGGAGUUAGUUUUGGUCGUCGAGCCGGUUAUCGGACAGGAAAUGAUGAAAAAUGCAUGUUGAUGUAAUUGGACACCGUUCGCUCCCAGCAUCGCCGAACUCCUUAACCGUAUGUACGGUCCUUCAACUGCUACUUCGCAGUCCCCAUUUUUAUUCGGUAAUCAUCUCUUUGGCCGGUGCAUACACAUCUAUUUCCACGACUAUUUUUCCCUUCCUAUUGUUUUUCUAAUGUACUACCACCAUGCGUCGUGUGGAACUACUUUUGCUCACAAUGCGCCGUGGCACUGUCGUCCCACAUUUUGUGACCGAUCGUUCGAUGCACUGUAACAAUUUGUCUGUGCGCAUGUUGCGCGUCCUUCACGCAGUAUACACCCUGUAAGUUGGCGUGCUUUUUCACACCUUCCUAUUUGUGCGCAUCGUGUUUAUGCCAUAUCCGCAUCCCUCUCUUCCACUUGUGUUGUUCUCCUUGUUUCCCUUCAAGCCCCUGGACUGUAGGCAUUCGACAACUUAUCCGUAUACUCUGUUGCGCAACCUUACCACAUCGCUUUGUUCUCUGCAUUUGCCGUUUACGCAUUCUUCCUAGCGUGUAUUCCAUCUCUCUCUCUAUAUAUAGAUACUAAUUGAUAUGUG
Dicrocoelium dendriticum is the source of this 3819-nucleotide messenger RNA. Lineage: Eukaryota; Metazoa; Platyhelminthes; Trematoda; Plagiorchiida; Dicrocoeliidae. The record is from the annotation of a GenBank genome assembly.